AGGGGGCACUAGCGUAGGCAAACUCUUAGCACUGACUAUCAAGCCUUGCUAAAUCACCGCUCUCUCCAAGGAAACAAAACAAUAUAGAAUCGGGUUGACGGCGUGCUACAAGAAUAGACCCUCUCUCGACACGACAGCGCGCUUUCCCGUGGAAUGAGCGUUCCAUGCAGCAUCCUAGGUAUGAAUGACGUGGCCUGGCAGGAGACGAGAGGUGGGAUGCUGCAUGCAAAUGGUGCUCCUGAGACCGGAGGUGUCAGAGUUCAUGGUGGAGGGCCCCUAGCCACAGUCGGGGGUGCUGGACAGGGUCCUGGAGGACCACAUCUACAAUGGUUGACAGGAGUGUUUAAUCCUACCCCAGGUACUCCGCAGCCUCCAUUGAGCGGGCGAUCUCAGGAUGAUGCAACAGUUGGAUACUUCUUUCAGAGGCAGCCUGGAGAGCAGCUUGGAGGUUGCGCACCCAGCAAACAUCGCUGGCCGACUGGAGAUGCCAACCAUGUCGAUCAGGUCCGGGCUGUGGAUGAAAUGAACUAUGACUUUCAAGCUCUUGCUUUGGAGUCGAGAGGGAUGGGAGAGCUCUUGCCAGCAAAGAAGCUGUGGGAUUCUGAUGAGUUGGCAAAGGAUGGAAGGAAGGGGAUGCUCCUUGGAGAAGAGUGGAGGGAUAAUGCCUGGGGAUCAUCUCAUCACUCAGUGUCUCAGCCAAUCAUGGUGCAGCGGCGGCCAGGCCCGAGUUUCCAUGGGAAUGGCGAUGCCAAUUCUGUGCUUUCGCCUCGCUCAGAAGGUGGAGGCCUUGGGGUGAGCAUGGUGGAGUAUGUCCUGAGCUCAUCUCCUGGUGACAAGAUGGAUGGUCGCUACAGGAAUGGUGGCUAUGGUAGUGGAGAUACUGACCAGGAUGGUAGAGAGAAGAAUGAUGCCCAAGAGAAAGUGUCCCCCUUUGAAGAAGACAAGAGCCCUGAGAUGAAGGUUGGAGAGGAUGGUGAUCCAGCAAAAGCAAAUGGAAGAGGUCUGCUUAAUGGCAUGGAUAGAGACUGCAAAGACUUCAAUCCGACCCCAGGUAGCCGCCAAGCAUCACCUACUGAGGCUGUUGAGAGGAUGGGUCCCAGUCAGACAGGUUUGGAGAUGAUGGGCCAGCACCACCCUCAUGCUCUUCAACAGCAGAAUCCUAUACAAGGCAAAGCCCCAACUGAGGACUUUCAGAACCAAGAAGCCCAGAACAUGGGGGGUAUGGAGCAACAAGCUGGUGUAGAGUCACUCCAGUUUGACUAUGCUGGGAACCAGAUUCAGGUGGAUUCUUCAGGGACCCCAGUGGGAUUGUUUGACUACAGCUCUCAACAACAGUUGUUCCAGAGAUCUAAUCCCCUGACUGUUCAACAGCUCACUGCAGCUCAACAACAACAAUACGCCCUGGCUGCCGCCCAGCAGCAGCAUCUUGCUGGCCUUGCUCCUGCAUUUGUGCCAAACCCUUACAUCAUUAAUGCUGCCCCCCCUGGAGCUGAUCCCUACACUGCUGCUGGUCUGGCAGCAGCCACGCUUGCAGGUCCCACAGUGGUUCCACCUCAGUACUAUGGCGUCCCUUGGGGUGUGUAUCCAGCGAAUCUCUUUCAGCAGCAGGCUGCAUCAACUGCCAAUCACUCAGCUAAUCAGCAGGCAUCCAAUCAGGGACCAGGGCCUGGCCAACCACAGGUCAUGCGCACAGGAACUAACCAGCGCCCUCUUACACCUGGGCAAGGUCAGCAAAGUCAGCAGGAAUCACUAGCUGCUGCAGCUGCUGCAAAUCCUGCAUUGGCCUACACAGGGAUGCCUGGUUAUCAGGUUUUGGCUCCUGCUGCCUACUAUGACCAGACUGGGGCUCUGGUAAUGGGCCCUGGUGCUAGAACUGGGAUAGGUGGACCUGUUCGUCUAGUUCAGACCCCUCUUCUAAUCAAUCCUGCUGCUGCACAAGCCGCAGCUGCCGUGUCAGCAUCUGGCUCCGGUAACAACAUGUCUGGUCCUCCAGCCAACGGGCUCUAUCGCUCCAUGCCUCAGCCUCAGCCCCAGCCACAGCAACAGCAGGCACCUCCUCCCAGCAGCGGCCUGCCUUCCAGCUCAUUCUAUGGUUCUGGAUCUGUACCUAACACUUCUCAAAGCAGCUCUCUUUUCUCACACAACUCUGCCCCACCACCAAGCUCCUCUCUGGGCUUCAGCAGCACAGGUGGUUCACUUGGUGUCGGCCUGGGCUCUGCUCUUGGAGGCUUUGGCUCCUCAGUAUCCAGCUCUACCAGUAGCAGUGUAUCUCGCAGGGACUCGCUCUUGGCCAGUUCUGACCUCUACAAACGCGGUGGUAGCAGUUUAACUCCCAUCGGCCAGCCCUUUUACAACAGUCUUGGUUACUCCUCUUCACCCAGCCCCAUUGGCCUAACACCAGGCCACUCUCCACUCACUCCGCCACCCUCUCUGCCAUCCUCUCAUGGAUCCUCUUCCAGCCUUCACCUAGGUGGCCUAACAAAUGGCAGUGGCCGCUACAUCUCUGCAGCACCUGGAGCUGAGGCCAAGUACCGCAGCACCGGUGGGACGUCCAGUCUGUUUAAUUCCAGCAGCCAGCUGUUCCCUCCAUCUCGGCCCCGCUACAGUCGCUCUGAUGUCAUGCCGUCCGGUCGCAGCCGCCUGCUUGAAGACUUCAGGAACAACCGUUUCCCAAACCUCCAGCUCCGUGACUUGCCAGGACACAUGGUGGAGUUCUCUCAAGACCAGCAUGGAUCCAGAUUUAUCCAGCAGAAGCUAGAGAGAGCAACUCCUGCUGAGAGGCAGAUGGUGUUUGGAGAAAUUUUGCAAGCCGCAUACCAACUGAUGACUGAUGUAUUUGGCAACUAUGUCAUCCAAAAGUUUUUUGAGUUUGGAAGUGCAGACCAGAAACUGGCGUUGGCAACACGCAUCCGUGGGCACGUCCUCCCCUUGGCUUUGCAGAUGUAUGGUUGCAGGGUCAUCCAGAAAGCCCUCGAGUCCAUUUCCUCUGACCAGCAGGUAAUUAGCGACAUUGUCCGUGAACUCGAUGGCCAUGUGUUGAAGUGUGUGAAGGACCAGAAUGGGAAUCAUGUGGUGCAGAAGUGUAUUGAGUGUGUCCAGCCACAGGCCCUACAGUUCAUUAUUGAUGCCUUCCAAGGCCAGGUGUUUGUUCUGUCCACACACCCUUAUGGCUGCAGAGUAAUUCAAAGGAUUUUGGAGCACUGCACACAGGAGCAAACUCUGCCCAUCUUGGAAGAGCUUCACCAACACUCUGAACAGCUGGGCCAGGAUCAAUAUGGUAAUUACGUCAUCCAGCAUGUUCUGGAGCAUGGCAGGCCGGAGGAUAAAAGCAAGAUAGUGGCAGAGGUUCGAGGAAAGGUUCUUGUACUGAGUCAGCACAAGUUUGCAAGUAAUGUUGUGGAGAAGUGUGUCAUCCACUCUUCGCGUGCAGAGAGAGCUCUGCUCAUAGAUGAAGUGUGCUGUCAGAAAGAUGGGCCCCACAGUGCUCUGUACACCAUGAUGAAGGACCAGUACGCCAACUAUGUUGUCCAAAGAAUGAUUGACAUGGCAGAACCUGCUCAGCGCAAAAUUAUCAUGCACAAGAUCCGGCCUCACAUUGCCACGUUGCGCAAGUACACCUACGGGAAGCACAUUCUGGCCAAGCUAGAAAAGUACUAUAUGAAGAGCGGAUCCGAACUGGGUCCCAUCGGUGGCCCCACAAACGGCCUCAUGUAGUCCCGCUAACCUCCUGGGUACCCCGAAGAAGUAGAAGAGGAGGAGGAGGAAGAAGAGGAGUAGGAGCCCCAAGCCCCCUGUUCUAUGUGAGACGCUCCUUAGCCAUAGGGGUUAGCCUUUUACACCCUUUGUCAUCCCAUUUUUGGGGAAUUACCAAAAAAAAAAGACAAGUCAACUUCACCUAAGAACGCUGUGACAACUGACCCCUGCCACUCUGCCACCCCUGGUGCCGGUCUGCAGCAUGGGCCCCCCAGGGGACGCACAGUCAGCAGGCAGAUUUUCCUGGGUAAAGCACAAGCCCAUUGUUAAUGAUGUAAUUGAUGUAUUUGACUGGUUUUCAUAUUAUCUUGUACAUUUAGUUUUUUACAUUGUAAAUUCUCUGUAGAAAAAAAAAACUUAUACACAUUUGCUGAAAUUUACAAUUCUUACAAUUUAACACCAGCAAGUGACUUUAUAAGGCUAAACUGAGUAACCUUUUAAAAUCAAUUCCAUUUGUUUUUGUAACCAGACUUAUGUCAGCUGUUCUAAAUGAGUCUAGGCAAUUGAUUAUAUUUGUAUAUUAUCCCAUGCACAGUAAAUCGUUCCCAUGCCAAAGCAGCUGAUGGAUUAGUUUUCAAAUAGCACUACAUAGUAUGGAUGGAAAUGAACUCUUCCGUCCACAGGUGAAUACUAUGUGUCACGUGCCACAGUCAGUCACCCAAAGGUCUUUAGGACCAUUUUUAUGAGAGCUUGGCUUCGGGGAUUGGUGCUUUAGUAUAGGGUAGUGUUCUCCAGUGGUGGCUAUUUCUUGCCCCCUUUUCAUUGCUGCCUUUUUCCAGGCUAAAGGGGGGGGGGGGGGGGUGAGUGUUUACCCUGUUCGACCAGCAGCUUAUAGUCUGCCUGAUGUAACUAUUUCAACAGUUUCGGUACUAACUAUUACAGACUGAUGACACUGAGCUGCUGCAUCCACUGAGCCCCGUUUGAGCCGUCUUACUUUAUCUCAACCAGGUGAUCACUUUGGUUUAUGCAAGAAGAAAAAAGCUACCAUUAACAUAACUUAUAGAAGCAGAGCAUGAGGUUUGGUUGUACAGUGGGUGUGUAACCUGGUAUAAUCUUAACAUGAAAUGACCAUAGUGGGGGGCGUUUUUGUUUUAUUUUAUUUUUUUGUUUUAUUUUUAUUUUUUUUCAUGGGAUGAUGGGUGGGAGUGGGUUUAUGCAUUGGCAUGCUGUGACAGGUUUUAAUCCUUGGAAUGAUUUUUUUUUUUUCUUUCCUUUUUCAUGUUUUGUGUAACAUCUGUCUUGUAGUUUGAGAUGAACACUGCCCUAGAAAUGGUAUCUUUAUGUACUGAAUAAUCAUCUCUUGCGUAGUUUAGUAGUAGUUUAGCAAUGUAUAGCAUCUUUAUGUAUGAGUAAUUGUUGCUUUUGGGUAGGGGGCUUGCAGCGAUGAUGGAACCCCCACCGCCUGAAGGUCAGAGUAGUCCAAAAAUGUUGUGAAGUGGAGCUUAUCCCUUCUUUUUACACCUGAUGUAGACGACAGUUGGGAUAAGUUGAAGAAAGGGAUGUUCAAGAACCGUUUUAAUGGUUCUGUUUUUGUUUUAAUUUAGUUUUUAAUUUGGUUGGGUAUGCAAGUGCAUUGGUGGAGGCCGGUGGGGCCAUCAAUAGCUAUACAAUUUACCUGUAAUGCUCGUAGUGAUGGCUUAUUUGCUUCUUAUGAAUAAUGUAGAAUACAUGUAGUAUAUGUGCAGUUAAUAAGUGUAAGAAUAUUAGUUAAAUUGAAAAUGUCUAGUCGUGGUGUUUGACAGGCCUUGCUAAAUUUGUAGUGAUGCUUUUAUUUCGUCUGUACAGUUGUACAUUUGUAAACGUUUAUGCUGUAAAUGGGAUGUCUUUUACACUUUUUUGGGGGAGAAAAAGGCAAAAUGUGCAUUUUGAUGUGUGUAUAUUCAUCACUCCUUUCCCCUUGAAUAUAAUGUAUACAGUUUUAUUUGAACAAGUGUUAUUUUAAAGAAAACUUUAUGGCUUCACAAUCUGGCAUGUAAUUUUUUUUUUGUUUUUAACCUGUUAUGGGAAAGGCCAGCCUCUCUUUGUACUAGAGCUGUAACAUCUACUGUUGAUAGUCUUUCUGAUGUGUGACAGUUUAAAAAAAGGAGGAAAAAAAAUCUAAAACUGAGGCUGCAUUUAGUCCUCUCUGCUACCAUUGAAACUUCACAGGAUAUGACAAGAAUUAUUUUUGUACAGAUGAGUGCUGUAUUUUGGAACAGCUACUACCUUGUAAGCAAAAGCAAUGUAAAAUAUUGUCAAUUAUAUAAAUAUGAACAUAUGAGUUUUGUCACACUGUCAAAGUCAUGUACAUUUUCAGGUGGCCUUAUGUACAUUUCCAGAUGUUAGAUGAAGAAAACAAACUCAUUUUUGGAAGCAGAAUUGUGACUAUGUAUGAUUAAAAUUGUUCUUCUAACAUUU
This is a messenger RNA of Sphaeramia orbicularis (orbiculate cardinalfish), 6150 nucleotides long. It is a transcript of the gene pum2, whose product is annotated as pumilio RNA-binding family member 2. NCBI's taxonomy places the organism in Eukaryota, Metazoa, Chordata, Actinopteri, Kurtiformes, Apogonidae. The record is from RefSeq and is a predicted model, not a curated record. Gene Ontology annotation, biological process: miRNA processing; regulation of mRNA stability. Gene Ontology annotation, cellular component: cytosol; cytoplasm. Gene Ontology annotation, molecular function: mRNA 3'-UTR binding.